Symbiodinium natans is the source of this 1692-nucleotide messenger RNA. Lineage: Eukaryota; Dinophyceae; Suessiales; Symbiodiniaceae. The record is from the annotation of a GenBank genome assembly.
AUGGGUGUGAACGCAAGCUCCUGCUGCGAGAACCGGGAGGGCCAGGUGCCCGCCGAAGUUGUCGGAGCUGUGCGGUAUAGUGAAGAGAAAGAAGACAAAGACGACUUGGAGAGCUUCCCCAGCCAGAAUAGCCAUCUUAGCCAGCACACCGUAUGGCCCUCAUUCGGGUCCGAGCAUGACCUUCCGAUUGUCAUACCACGACGGAGUUCACGACGGAGCAAACACAGCUCCUUAAGCUCUGAGUUGGAGAUGGUCGUCGCAUCCAUGAGCAGCGAUUUGCCCAUGGUCCAGCGCGCAAUUACCUUUCAAGUGGAAGAGGCUCUGGCACGGGGUAUUCCCGUGGCCUCCACACUCCGGGACUUUGGCUAUUUGUGGAAGACAUCGCCCCUAGAACUGGAAGAAGACUCUCGGACGAAUCUAUGGAGCAAGGCGCAACCUGUCCGAAGCUUCGACGUGUUCUUCUCACACACCUGGAGAACACCAGGUCGAAGGAAGGUCCUGUCGCUGCUCUUCCAGUACGGCGGGCGAACGGUGGGGGUAAACCUCUUUGUCUUCGUGACUUUGGUGGUUCUCCUCAGUGCUAGGGGCAUGCUGCCAAUGGUGGAGCUAACAUGGCCUGUGAAUGCCGUUGGCUUCAAGGCUUCCUGUCCUUUUACCCCCUGGGCCUACCUCACCGGCACGCUGACAACGCUCAUCUCCCUCUUCAUGUCUCCCUACUGCAUCUGCACUCGCUGUUCCUCGAAAGCUUUCCUCGAUGUGGUCAGCAUUCAUCAGACAGACAAGACAAUGAAGCAGCGAGGCGUUUACGGCCUGGGAGGCUUCCUUAGCAUUUCGCAGGAGAUGCGAGUUCUGUGGUCGGCGCCAUACCUAACCCGCCUCUGGUGUGUCUUCGAGCUCGCCGCCUUUCGCAAAGCAAACCCGUCCAGGCCUUUGAACCUCAAACCGCUUUUCGUCGAGAGCCAGGUUUUGCUUCUCAUGCUGACGAGUGGUCUUUGCUGCGGGGCUUACAUCGCCGUGCGAACCGGCCAUGGCAUCAUUGUCCUUGCAAAUCUUGCCAUGGCGCCUUUCUUGAUCCUCGCCCACACCAACCGCAAGUUCAUGAGGGAGGAGAAGCAACUCACUGAGUCCCUGGAGAACUUCGACGUGAAGGACGCCGAGUGCCACCUGGAGGCGGACAGGGCCUUCGUGUCCUUGGCCAUCGCCUCUUGGUACGGGAGCGAGGAAGCCUUCAAUGAGUACGUCCGUGGACCGCUGAGGAGGGAGCUGCUUGCAGCCUCUGGCCUGGACCUCCCCAUGAGCUAUGCACUUCUCAUCGCUGUAAGCCCAUUCUGCAUGGCCAUCGAUGUGGUUGUAAGCAUGAUCGUUGCCGGCGCGCCGGUUGAUGCUGUGCUCGCUGCGUUCAUCAGCUUAGGGCUUGGCGUCACACUCUUCUGGUCGAUGUUCUGUGUCAAGGUCAUGUGGAGCCUCUGCAGCCGAUGGUCUUCCCCUGGUGCAACACGGGUCUCCGACCUCUCUGUGAGCCUGCUAAUCUUCCUGAUAACGAUCCUGCUUAUGGCAGCAGGUAGCGGUGCGGUUAACUAUCUCAUGUCAGUGUCGCUGGUAGGUGCCAUGGUUGUUGGCGUUCUAUCAGCGGUCUUCACCUGUGCUGCCUAUGGAUGCGUACAGCACUUUUCAGUCACGGAUGUCAGAUAA